This is a messenger RNA of Suncus etruscus (white-toothed pygmy shrew), 495 nucleotides long. RefSeq names its product small integral membrane protein 28 (gene SMIM28). The transcript has 2 exons. The record is from RefSeq and is a predicted model, not a curated record. NCBI's taxonomy places the organism in Eukaryota, Metazoa, Chordata, Mammalia, Eulipotyphla, Soricidae. Bases 1 to 495 code for a protein of 164 amino acids.
AUGCAGGAUCUGUUGGGCAGUAGCUGGAGGAAGUUCGGACAUGCUGGCAGGGGGACCUAUGAGUGGUUAACUAGUGAACCAAGCCUUCCUCUUCUGGAAACUCAACUGCAGGGCACCCAGAAGAUAAGUUCCACACAAGAUGACGUGGAGCCGUUCCUGUGUAUCCUUCUUCCUGCCACCAUCCUGCUCUUCCUGGCCUUUCUACUGCUUUUCUUGUACCACCACUGCAAAGCUGCACGUCACCAGGGCCAAGUCUUCAGCAUCGACCUUACAGAGCACCCCUCGACCGGAGAAGUGACUGAUUUUCUGCCAGCCUUACCAUGGAACAGUGAGCAGAACUUUCCUUACUCUCCUCUGCCCCGCGAGGCAGCCCUGGUCUCUGUCUGCCUCCCUCCGUCCUAUGAAGAGGCCACCAGGAACCCCCCCAGGGAAGUGACCCUGAACUAUGUUCUUCGAUGCGAAGAGAGCUCUCCUGGACUAGAAGGACAGAUCUAA